AUGCAUGUUCUGGCAAAUGCGGAUAUCAUUGCAUCGGCAACCGUACACGAUUUACGUAUGUUCCCUGGUCCGGCCAACAGUGUCUCUGUAUCUGUUACAUGGGAUCCUUUGAGUUUGGGGGGUACAAAAGCAGUGAGCCAAGGCCGGCACGUUAUAUCCGAUUACUUGUCUGGCAAGAAUGCGAUUAUUGCGCUGCAAUCCCACCAUGACAGCUUUCCUGGCAUGCCUGGCGUAGGCGAUGCGCUCAAGAAGAUUCGAAUGGAGUUUUCUUUACCGCCAAUGGAUUUGCCCGACAAUGGAGAUGAUGAUGACGACGAGGGGAGCCAUGGGUUCAUUCGCAAUGCUGUUUUCCAUCUGUUUUCAUCGUCUGCAACGUUUGACCUCGCAUCGCCAUUGAAGCAUAAUACCAUUUACAUUGAAAAGGUGAAUGCCACGGCAUUUUACAACCAUACGCAACCAGUCGGCACCAUCGUCUACAACGAGUCGAUAAAAGUUCCACCAGGUAUCACAGAAACUCCGUACUUGCCUGUGGAAUGGGAUCUUGACAGCGUCGGAUUUGACAAGAUGAAGGAUGCGCUGGGCGGCACGCUUCGACUUGAUGCAGUAGCCAAUGUGACGGUUCGAUUGGGCGAGUGGGUGGAGGAGAUAUACUACCAAGGGAGAGGCAUUGGUGCAAGCAUUGGAUUUUAG
Messenger RNA from [Torrubiella] hemipterigena, 690 nucleotides. Lineage: Eukaryota; Fungi; Ascomycota; Sordariomycetes; Hypocreales; Clavicipitaceae. The record is from the annotation of a GenBank genome assembly.